AUGCGUGAGUUUCGGCAGUACAUGGACGAGACUGUCGUGAGAGAGCGAUCAAAAGUGGUCAGCGGGCGAUCCAAAGCUGCUACACUCAUCAGCACGCUCAUGAGGGCAAACGACGAAGUCAAGACUGAAAGUGGAUUGUCACAGUCCAAACUCUCAGAUGUUGAACUCAGAGGUAAUAUCUUCAUCUUCACGGUUGGUGGACUGGAGUCUACGUCUAUCACACUAUCAUAUGCAUUGGCUUUACUGGCUGUGUAUCCUGAGAUCGAAGACUGGGUAGUGGAAGAGCUAGAUGAAGUCCUGAAAGACGAAGCAGCUGAUGAAUUGGAGUAUGCAAGAGUGUUUCCACGACUGAAGAGAGUAAUGGCUGUCAUGUCAUCUACUGUUACGCAUCGCAUGAUCGAAGACUAA
Alternaria ethzedia is the source of this 408-nucleotide messenger RNA. RefSeq lists its product as uncharacterized. Gene Ontology annotation, molecular function: oxidoreductase activity, acting on paired donors, with incorporation or reduction of molecular oxygen; iron ion binding; heme binding. Bases 1 to 408 code for a protein of 135 amino acids. The transcript has 2 exons. NCBI's taxonomy places the organism in Eukaryota, Fungi, Ascomycota, Dothideomycetes, Pleosporales, Pleosporaceae. The record is from RefSeq and is a predicted model, not a curated record.